Molecule: messenger RNA, 1967 nt
Organism: Didymella exigua CBS 183.55
Lineage: Eukaryota; Fungi; Ascomycota; Dothideomycetes; Pleosporales; Didymellaceae
Exons: 3
Coding region: 165-1703 (512 amino acids)
Biological process (GO): intracellular mRNA localization
Cellular component (GO): ribonucleoprotein complex; endoplasmic reticulum; nuclear outer membrane-endoplasmic reticulum membrane network
Molecular function (GO): mRNA binding
Source: RefSeq, a predicted model, not a curated record
CGCUCAAGCCUCAAGGGCAACCUUGGAGUGCCCGCCCAAUUUGUCCAUAAUUUGUCCUCAGGGCCUGACAAUUCCCCAUCUCCCUCGCCCGGUCCUCACCUCUCCACCCUCGCCCGUCCUUCCCAUUUCACCGAUUGGAUUUCCCACUCCAAUUGAUCGUCAAGAUGGCCGAACUCGCGACCCCCUCUGCUGCCCAGGUGGCUACCGCCGACGCCGCAUCUCCUCAAGAGAAGCAGCAGAACGUCCGCCCUGAGAAGCCAGACGAGGACAAAUACAAGGAGGACCUCGCCAAGGCCGAAAAGGAGCACCAGGCGGUGCAAGAGAAGCUCAACGCCGCUAAGGCCAAGCUCGACGCCGCCCGCCCGAACAACAAGGACUCCCCCAACGCCAAGCGCCAGCAGGAGCUCAAGACUGAGCUGAACGCUAUCCGCCAGGCCCAGCAGGGCAACAAGACCGGCCGCAAUGCCAUCUUCGAGAAGAUGAAGAAGCUCGACGAGCAGCUCAAGUCGCGCCAGAACGAGCUCAAGACCAACAAGAGCCGCGUCAACUUCAAGUCCGCCGAAGAUGUUGACCAGGAGAUCGCGCGUCUCCAGAAGCAGGUUGACUCUGGCAUGAUGAAGCUCGUCGAUGAGAAGAAAGCUCUCUCUGAGAUCUCCUCGCUCCACAAGGCGCGCAAGAACUUCUCUGGCUUCGACUCGCAGCAGAAGGCCAUCGACGACAUCAAGGCCCAGAUUGCUGAACAGAAGAAGCUCCUCGACGACCCCGAGCAGAAAGCCUUGAGCGAGAGAUACACAAAGCUCCAGACUGAGCUGGAUGGCCUGAAGGCUGAGCAGGACGAGGCUUUCAAGAACCUCAAGGCUCUGCGUGAGGCUACCGACAAGGCCCGCGCCGAGCAGCAGGAGAAGUACCUCGCCAGGAAAGAGCUCAAGGACACGUUCUACCAACAGAAGCGUGCAUUCCAGGAGUACGACUUCCAGGCCCGCAAGGCCCGCAACGAGCGCAGGAAGCAAGAGCAGGUCCAGUACCUCGCUGGUAAGCGCAAGCAGGCUGCCGAGCAGCGUCUCGAGGAGGCCAGCGCACCCGCAUUCCAGGACGAGAUCUACGCCACCGAGGGUCUCAUCCGCCACUUCGAUCCGUCUGCUCUUCCCGCAAAGGAGACUACUUCUGCCGGAAAGUUCGCUGCCUCCGCUCAACGCACCGUCGAGGCCUCUGAAAUCAAGGGUACUCGCAUCUCCAAGAAGGACACGGAGGAGGAGAGCUACUUCACAGGCACUGGUGGCAAGAAGGGCAAGAAGGGCGGCAAGAAGGGAGGUGCGGCCCCGCCCCCUUCAAAGUUUAAUCUGAACCUCGGUGUCAUUGAGGAGCUCGCCAAGGUUGGUGUUGACGCACCUUCAAGCCAGGCUGAUGUCCCUGCCACCGUCGAGAAACUCAAGGAGAAGCUUGCUCAUUGGAAGGAGGACCAGGACCGCAAGACCAAGGAGAACGUUGAGAAAGCGAAGAAGGAGAUCGCGCGCCUCGAGGCUGAAGAGGAUGCCGCCAAUGGUACCACAGACGCCGCCCGCAAGCCCGCCCAAAAGAACCAGGCUGUCAACGGCUCUGCCUCCCCAUCAGCUGAGCUCGCUCAGGAAAACGGCGCUGCUGCUGAUGUCGCUGAGGACCUGAAGAAGGCCUCCAUUGAGGAUAAUGAGUCCACCGAGGCAUAGAACGCCUUGGAACUACCGACUGUUCAACUUGCAUGUCAUUGAAAAAGUACAGUGAUCUGUUCGAGAUCUAUCACGGCCAUGAGUUCGGCAUCUUAUCCUUUUUAGCCCAAUUAUUCCCUCUAGCAUGGUUAAUGGGACAACAGCGGCAUGGCAUGAGGUCUAUGUUCUGCGCAGUGUUUUAAUACGCCUUUCUGGUUUGCGUAUGAGCACUGAGCUUUUAGAUCGUAAUAUAUCUCCUUAAUGUUCAGUCUUCGUGCACCUCUA